AUAAAUAAAAAAAACAAAACAAAAAAAACCCUAAACUCCAAAGAUUCGCAGAAUCAGAAGAAGACGAUGGAGAAGAGGCAGAAGGAAACAAAGAAUUCAAUCCCUCAAGAGAUUAUCUUCCAAGUACUGCAAGAACUUCCUGCAAAAUCAUUACUCAGAUACAGGUGCGUUUCCAAGCUUUGGUGCUCCAUAAUAGACAGCCCACUCUUCAUCACCUCCCACCGUGCUCGAUCCCAUACUCGACAAGGCGGUAUCACAAUCCUUAUGCGUGCACAGCCUCGCCCUAGUCCUGAUCAGCAUCUCACCCACUUCUUUUCAAUAAACCCACAAGGAAUAGAACCACCUCGUCUCCUUCAAACACUGUCCGUUGAUCAUUUUAAUAGCAUACAGUUCGUUAAUGGCUUGGUAUGUUUCAACAACAAUGUGUGGAACCCUAGCACAAGAGAGACCUUAGCCCUUCCACCCACUCCUAUAACCUGUGGAUUAUUUUCGGAUUUCACCGAAUGGAGUGUCUUUAAAUAUUGCAUGUUUGGUUUUGCUCCAAAUAGUAAUGAAUACAAAGUAGUCAACAUAUGUAAAAUAUAUGUUUCUAAAGGAGAUGAAACAGGAAUGGAAACUCGACCAGAACAGUGCAAGGUUUUGACACUGGGUCUCGGGGCUAGAAGCCUAUGGAGAAAUAUUAAUUUUGAUUUUGAUGAUUCUCUCAGGAGUCAUUAAACAAUUUUAGAACUGGGGGAGUGUGUUGUGUUAAUGGAACUAUAUAUUGUUGGGGGCCGAAUGGUCAUGAGGGUAAGAUUUUGGCUUUUGAUGUUGAACACGAGAAGUUUAGAUACAUUUCUCUUCUAGAUGAUACAAAUUUUUGGCUAUGUAAUCCCUUGCAAGUCGGAGAGUGUUUCGCAUUGAUAGAUAACGAUGUCAACAAUGUUUGGAUAUUAGAUGAAAGUUUGGGGGUGCAUUGGAAGAGGGAGAAUUUGAUCAUUCCAGGUAUUUACAAAUCUAACAGUAUUUGGAGAAGGUUAAUUCCUGUUGGUUCAAUUCAUAGAGGUGAUGAGAUUUUACUGCAUCGGUGGGAAGAAGAAACAGGAGGUGAUGAGAUUUUUCAGCAUUCGUGGCGAGGAGGAGGAGAAGAAAGAGAUGAAGAGACAUUCUUAGAAUUGUUUUACUAUGAGCUGCGAAGCAAAAGUUUGAGGAGGAUUUGUUGUAUUACUGAUCUCCCAGGCCUACCCUGCGCGUUUGACAUUGCAACAUUGAAUGUCUCUUUCGCUAAACAAGUGGAAUGCUUGUUCCGGUUGAAGGGAUAAAAGAUUAAAUCCCUAAUUUUUCUACAAUUUAGAAAAAGUGAAUGAAUGAAUAUAUGGAGCAACAUUUAACCUUUUUUGUUAAUCUAAAAUUUUAAUUUUAUUUGUAAGUUAUAUUUAGAAGUUUUAUAGUAGCAGCAAUAAGAUUUUGGUUGUAAAUGACUCUUUGAGUGUUAAUUUUUUCUUUUUUUCUUUUUUUUUUGAUAAUAAAUACAUACAAAUAGCUCUACAAGGCCUGGUAGAUUGAAAACUACUGUCUUUCUUCAAAGAAUAGGCGUCUUACCUCCUUCCACUAGUACCAGUUGUGUUUUUUUGUGAAUCUUUUGAUGAAUCUGUUGUGCAUGUAAUGUUACAUUGCCUAUUUGUUUGGAGAGUUGGGUCAGAUUUGCUAUCAUGGUGGGGUUUGUCCAUGAGAAGUUGUGGAAGGCAAUCCCUUGUGCUGUCAUGUGGCCUCAGUGUGGAAAGCUAGGAAUGAGAUAAAGUUUCUAGGCAUCAGUGUUAACAGGGAAGUGCUUGUGGAUUUGGUUUAGAUAAGAUUGGCAUUGUGGGCUAAGUACAAAAUGCAAAAUCUGCCAUUCUCAAUACAACCUUAAUUCCUUAGGUGGCUGCCCUGUUUAGGUAAUGUUGUGUUGUUGCAUGUUUAGAUGCUAUUUAUUGUUGUUGUUUGUUCUUUCUGCUCUUUGGUUAUUCUGGGCAGUUGU
This is a messenger RNA of Camellia sinensis, 1999 nucleotides long. Lineage: Eukaryota; Viridiplantae; Streptophyta; Magnoliopsida; Ericales; Theaceae. The record is from RefSeq and is a predicted model, not a curated record.